This is a messenger RNA of Geodia barretti, 1104 nucleotides long. NCBI's taxonomy places the organism in Eukaryota, Metazoa, Porifera, Demospongiae, Tetractinellida, Geodiidae. The record is from the annotation of a GenBank genome assembly.
AUUUUGAUACGAAAUAUAAACGUCAGAACCAACUACCAUCAAAAUCUAUUAGAACAUUCGUCUAUACCACCCACCGCAGCCGCGCUUCCCCAGCCGGUUCUGUUCGCCCACCAUAUGCUGGCCUACUUUGAAAUGUUCCAGCGUGACAUAAGUCGACUGGAGGACACUCGCCGACGGGCCGACGUUUUGCCCUUGGGCAGCGGCGCACUGGCUGGCGUACCCUACCCCACGGACAGGGAGUUUCUGGCCCGCGAGUUGGGAUUUUCAGCCAUCAGCGCCAACAGUAUGGAUGCGGUCUCUGACAGGGACUUUGUGGCGGAGUAUAUGGCAGCGGCGGCGCUGUGCAUGAUGCAUUUCUCCCGGAUGUCCGAGGAGCUGAUUCUCUGGUCCAGCGGUGAAUUUGGGUUCAUACGCCUGUCCGACGAGUUCACCACUGGCAGCAGCAUCAUGCCGCAGAAGCGGAACCCCGAUUUUGCCGAGCUGGCCCGGGGAAAGACCGGGCGUGUCUACGGCAAUCUGAUGGGACUGUUGACCACGCUGAAAGGCCUGCCGCUUACAUAUAACCGGGAUCUGCAGGAGGACAAAGAGGGUUUCUUCGACACCGUGGACACCCUGCAGACAACCAUUGAGGUGUUCACUGCCAUGCUCCCGGGGCUAACGCUGCAGACGGACAGGGUGGAGUCGCUGGCUGGCGAGAGCGGCAUGCUGGCCACCGACCUGGCCGAUUACCUGGUGGUAAAGGGAGUACCCUUCCGCGAAGCACACGGCAUCAUGCGGGAGUUGUGCCGGGCGUGCGACGAGCGAGGCAUCGGACUUCAGCAACUGCCACUUCAGGAAUACCACAGGUAUUCCCCACUCUUCGAGGCCGACGUUUACGGCAUCACAGCGGAGGGUUCUGCAGCCGCCCGCAAUAUACCCGGUGGCACCGCGCCGGAUCGAGUAGCCGAAGCGCUGGCACAAGCGGGAACAGGUACUGGAGGCAUCGAGCAUUGCAACAAGCGGUUAAUGAGGCAAGGGUGCUCAUCGCUCCGUCGGUGCUGUCGGCCGAUUUCGGGCGGCUGGCCGAGCAGGUGCAGGCAGUCACAGAGGCCGGGGCCGACCUGA